Messenger RNA from Alexandromys fortis (reed vole), 1837 nucleotides. RefSeq names its product flavin containing dimethylaniline monoxygenase 5 (gene Fmo5). NCBI's taxonomy places the organism in Eukaryota, Metazoa, Chordata, Mammalia, Rodentia, Cricetidae. Bases 119 to 1720 code for a protein of 533 amino acids. The transcript is spliced from 9 exons. Gene Ontology annotation, molecular function: N,N-dimethylaniline monooxygenase activity; flavin adenine dinucleotide binding; NADP binding. The record is from RefSeq and is a predicted model, not a curated record.
UUAGCAGAGACCUUGCCCCUCUCGGGAGAGCGAAGCCCAGUGCUUGCUGAGCAGCGCCCUGAGCCGGCACUUCCCCUCGAGGACCCACUAGGACAAGUGACGCUGACCCAGCUUCACCAUGACCAAGAAAAGGAUCGCUGUAAUUGGAUCAGGAGCAAGUGGGCUCACCUGCAUCAAGUGCUGUCUGGAAGAAGGCUUGGAACCUGUCUGCUUUGAAAGGUCUGAUGACAUCGGAGGACUUUGGAGGUUCCAGGAAAUCCCUGAAGAAGGAAGGGCCAGCAUCUACAAGUCUGUGGUCAUCAACACUUCUAAGGAAAUGAUGUGUUUCAGUGACUACCCCAUCCCAGACCAUUACCCCAACUACAUGCACAACUCCCAGGUCCUCGAGUACUUCAGGAUGUAUGCUAAAGAAUUUGACCUACUAAAAUAUAUCCAGUUCAAGACCACAGUGUGCAAAGUGAAGAAGCAACCUGAUUUCUCUACUUCAGGCCAAUGGAUGGUGACCACUGAAUGUGGAGGGAAAAAGCAGGAAGGUGUCUUCGAUGGAGUCCUGGUUUGCACAGGCCAUCACACAGAUGCUCACCUACCCUUGGAAUGCUUUCCUGGAAUUGAAAAGUUCAAAGGAAAGUACUUUCACAGCCGAGACUAUAAGAACCCAAUAGAAUUCACUGGGAAGAGAGUCAUUGUGAUUGGCAUCGGGAAUUCUGGAGGGGAUCUGGCUGUGGAGAUCAGCCACACAGCCAAGCAGGUCUUCCUCAGUACCAGGAGAGGCACUUGGGUCCUGAAACGCGUGGGGAAACAUGGAUAUCCGAUCGAUAUGCUAAUCUCGUCUCGACUUACCUACUAUUUGUCAAAGAUCUGUGGUUCAACGAUAUUAAAUGGAUAUUUGGAAAGACAGAUGAACCAAAGGUUUAAUCAUGAAAUGUUUGGCCUGAAGCCCAAACACAGAGCUCUGAAUCAGCACCCAACAAUCAACGACGAACUGCCAAACCGCAUCAUCUCUGGCUUGGUGAAGGUGAAAGGGAACGUGAAGGAAUUCACGGAGACAGCUGCCAUUUUUGAGGAUGGCUCCCGGGAGGACGACAUCGAUGCCGUCAUCUUUGCCACGGGCUACACUUUUGCCUUUCCUUUUCUUGAAGAUUCUGUCAGAGUUGUCAAAAACAAGGUGUCCUUGUAUAAAAAAGUCUUCCCGCCUAACCUGGAAAAGCCAACUCUUGCGAUCAUCGGAUUAAUUCAGCCCUUGGGAGCCAUUAUGCCCGUUUCAGAGCUCCAAGGACGCUGGGCCACUCAAGUGUUCAAAGGGCUAAAGCAAUUGCCCUCACAAAGGGAAAUGCUAGAAGACAUAAACAAGAGUCGAGAGGAAAUGGAGAAAAAGUAUGUGGAGAGCCAGCGUCAUACCAUCCAGGGAGACUACAUAGAAACCAUGGAAGAGAUUGCAGAGUUGUUGGGUGUUAGGCCCAACCUUCUGUCUCUGGCCUUCACUGACCCCAGGCUGGCACUGCAAUUGCUACUGGGACCCUGUACUCCUGUCCACUAUCGCCUACAGGGCCCUGGAAAAUGGGCCGGAGCUCGGCAAACUAUUCUUACGACCGAAGAUCGUGUAAGAAAGCCUCUGAUGACGAGAAGGGUUGAAAAGAGCGAUUCUGGGGCUCCACUAAUGACAGUACGUGUCUUCCUGCUAGCUGUUGCUUUCUUUGCUCUACUCCUGGCUUAUUUUUAGAUGUGGUAGUGUUAGUCUGGCUUUCUCUGGAAAGCCUUAUCUAGCAACACCUUCAGAACCUGACAAGACUGAAGACUCAGCUUCCUUCUACUCAGAAAUCACUCUCAACCUAUUUUU